Molecule: messenger RNA, 604 nt
Organism: Darwinula stevensoni
Lineage: Eukaryota; Metazoa; Arthropoda; Ostracoda; Podocopida; Darwinulidae
Source: the annotation of a GenBank genome assembly
UGCAAUCAUCUUCAUUCUUAUUUUGUUUCCCAGGUCUUUAGAUCACCUCAGGUCUGAAAAGAAAAACAUGACUUCAAAUUUUCCUCGAGUGAUGAGUGUUAACUGCAUACAAGGCAAAUAUCCAAAGAUUCUUCUGGACUUGUGGGACAAAUAUCAUGAAGAAAGAGUGUCCCAGAAUGAUAGGCCUGAUAUAUAUCCUGGGAAGCAGUUCUACAUUGCCAUGGAGUUUGAGUAUGCAGGAGAAGAUUUGGAAUCCUUCUUCCUGGAGUCAGCCUGUCAAGGACUUUCUCUUCUGGCACAGGUGUCUGGAACUCUUGCUGUUGCUGAGAGUGUCCUUCAGUAUGAACACAGAGACUUGCAUUUGGGGAAUAUUCUGGUUGCCCCCAUUGAUAAUGAUUCUGUGGAAUUGAUCCUUGAAGGGAACUUAAUCCCCAUCCCCUCACAUGGAAUCAAGGCUACUGUGAUUGACUUUGGAUUGGCUAGGAUGUCAUUGCCUGGUGGAAAAAUUCUCUAUGUUGACUUCAAUUCUGAUCCGGCUCUCUUUGAGGGGAAAGGAGAUCUGCAGUUUGACAUCUAUCGCCUUAUGAAGGAACAAACAAAGUAA